Miniopterus natalensis is the source of this 2744-nucleotide messenger RNA. Lineage: Eukaryota; Metazoa; Chordata; Mammalia; Chiroptera; Miniopteridae. The record is from RefSeq and is a predicted model, not a curated record.
UUAAAUGCCCUGCGCACAAAGCUCUGUGAAACAUCAUCUUAAUCUUAACUUUAUUGAAUUAAAGUAUUGCAUGUAAUUUUGAUUCUAUUUAUCUUAACAGAUGCAGUUUAUGUUGCUUUUUAGUCGUCAGGGAAAGCUUCGACUGCAGAAAUGGUAUGUCCCACUAUCAGACAAAGAGAAGAAAAAGAUCACAAGAGAACUUGUUCAAACCGUUUUAGCACGGAAGCCUAAAAUGUGCAGCUUUCUUGAGUGGCGAGACCUGAAGAUUGUUUACAAGAGAUAUGCUAGUCUGUAUUUUUGCUGUGCUAUUGAGGACCAGGACAAUGAGCUAAUUACCCUGGAAAUAAUUCAUCGUUACGUGGAAUUACUUGACAAGUAUUUUGGCAGUGUGUGUGAGCUUGAUAUCAUCUUUAAUUUUGAGAAGGCUUAUUUUAUUUUGGAUGAGUUUCUUUUGGGAGGGGAAGUUCAGGAAACAUCCAAGAAAAAUGUCCUUAAAGCAAUCGAGCAGGCCGAUCUGCUGCAGGAGAAAACAGAAUGAAUGUGUAUCACAGCAAGUUUCAUGGGGUGUAAGAAAGCAUACUAGAAUACGUGCUGGAGUACUGACAUGCAUCAAAAUGUAGUAGGACAUGUAAUUCAGUUUGCAAUGAUAAGUUUGUCAAGUUUGUAUUUAUAUUUUAGCAUUAUCUGAAAAGUCUAAUUACAUUAAAUCCCAAGGAAUAGUCCCAAUUAUUUCAUUUAACUGAUAUUAGGGAAUUUUGCUCUCAUACUGAUCCAUCAUUAUUUAUUUUUUUACAUAGAAUGCUGAAAGGCUCAUUGACAAAAAGUAUUAUAAAAUACUGUGACUCACUAAUGCCAUUGAUACAGAUAUAGAAUUCCCCUGGGAAAAUGAGAGCUUCUAGAAGAAAACUAAGCAUUUGGGGGUUUAGCUUAUUGCUAAUAUUAUUAUUCUAUUAUAAUCUAUUCUGAGUGGGGGGGAAAGGACAAUUAUCUCUUUAAACUGUUUAGAAAUUAUCUGAGGAUUAAAAUUUAACUGGCUUUUCUCUUCAGAUACUUUUGUAUUUAAUGGUUAUUUUAUAAGGGAUCUAUUACAUAUUUUAUUGGAACAAUUUACAUGACUUUGUAGCCUAACGUUUCAAAGUGCCAAGUUGAAGAAAUAUUAAAAUGAGGAUAUUUUUAAAGCACUCAAAUAAGCAGUUUUAAACUUUUUUUUGAGUCACAAGUCUUUUGGUGGGGGUAUAAUCCCAAGGAGCCUGAAGGGCCAUGGGUCCUCUUCUCAGGAAAAUCUGCACAUAAUUUUGCCUCUAGUUACAGGAGGUUCUUGGAGUCCCUAGAAAUCCAUCUCCGGACAUUCUAAGCCACGUCAUGAAUAUUUUAAUGUCCCAGUGUACUAAAUGACUACUCGACGUGUAUGCAGACUCUCACAGAGGAAAUAGAGAGCUGAUAUACUUAUGAAAGAAAAUAUCCUCAGCUUGGUGACCAUCUUAUAAUAAUAGAAUGUUUCAGAAUCAAUACCUUUACAAUUGUAAUUUUGUUCCUGGUUUUAUUCUUUUCUGUUUUAUCUUCAUUCUAUAUGUGAUCUUGAUAUAGCUUAUUCCUGCAUGCAGCUGGUUUAAUUUCUUCUUGAAAAAAUAUGACCUAUGAAUGUUUUUUCAUCUUAAACACAUCCAUGUCAUUUGUGAACCACUUGUGAUUAAUCUUGUUAAGAGGAAAACCUAGUAAUCAUUACAAUGUUUACCAAAGAAAAUACAGCUGAAAUGCUAGGUCUAAAUAAGCAGUGCCAUAAUAUAUAGGGUGGUUUAGUCUUCAGAUGUUGAAAAGAAAGUCUAUAUUUAGUGUGACUAUAUUACAGUCUAUAUGAGCUAAUGUGUUUUCAUGUAUCACAUAAAAGUGUAUUCGGAAAUACAAGAAAGUAAAAUCUGUACUAUGACAUCAUUUAAGGUAAAACAUUCAAUUUUUAAGAAAUUUGUAAUGCCACAUUUAUUGAAUAUCAAACAGUCCCUUUAAGAACUAUCAGAAAGCUAUGUCAGAAAAUCUCAUCUGUGAUACCUAUUUAAUAGUAACCCUUUCAAAGUAUUAAUAAUGGGUUUAUAUAGUCAAAUUUGAAUAUUCAGUUUAAAUACUUAUAUUUUACUGGUCCUGGUUCUAUCAUAGUCUUCAUUUAAAGUACUUAAUGAUUUAUUAACUAUGGUUUUAUAUUUCUGAAUAUUAAAACCUUUAAUAUUGAUCAUUGUGUAUACAUUUAAUAAAACAUGCAACAUAGUUUAUUAUCAAAGGAAAGUACCAAGUAAUUCAUUGUUUAUACCUAGAGAGUUUAAAGCCCGAGUUAAGUAAGCUGUCAUUAAACAGUAAGUUCAAAGGAUGCUCAGACUGGUUAAGCACUGAAGGAAGACCAUGAAAAUGUGCAUCAGGCAGGCAUGCAGAUCAGUUCUCACCACUCUUACCAUGGCACCUGGAUGGGCUAUCAGAUGAGAAAUUGAGCAUAACAAACACAUUGAAAGCAUUGGGAAACAUUGGUCUUUCAUUUCCAUUUCCCCCUCCACCCCUCCCUGCAAUAUAUUAUUUAUCUGGUUUUUAUGCUGCAUAAAUAUGCAUUGUCUCAUGCCUGUUUGCUCUGGAUGCUGUGCGCUGAGCUGUAACAAGAUGUUGCUUCUUUUGUUAUCUGUAUACAGCUGCUUGCUUUAAAUUAGUACAUUCUGAAAUAGCUUUCCUUGCAUGUCUAAAAUAAAAAUAUUGCAUGUACUGUG